Messenger RNA from Leguminivora glycinivorella, 4174 nucleotides. RefSeq lists its product as uncharacterized. Lineage: Eukaryota; Metazoa; Arthropoda; Insecta; Lepidoptera; Tortricidae. The record is from RefSeq and is a predicted model, not a curated record. Bases 2303 to 4117 code for a protein of 604 amino acids. The transcript has 4 exons.
GAGACAUUUUUCCUACAUUAGAGCUGAUUGUGACUAAUUUACAUAAAUUUCUGUAAUAAUUUUGAGUGUCCAUGUAGAAAACAUUUAGUUUUAUAAAAUAAAUAUGUUAUUAUGAAGUUUUAUCUUGAAAAAAUAUAUUUUAUUGUCAGUGCCGUCGAAAGUACCUCUUAACUUAGAAUCACCCAACUCUUAAAUUUCAUGACACCUUGAUAGACACAUUUUUACUUUUUAGGCGGAGGAGGAUGAAAAUGACGCCGUGAAAACAAUUUAUUUAAUUGAAAAAUCAUCAUGCUCACUAGAGGCACAGCCAGACGAACAACCACCUACUGAAAUAAAUGUCCAUGGAGAACAGGAAGAGAAUUGCAAGUUGUAUGAAACAUUACUUAAAUACAAUGAAGGAAAAGGUCUUCUCCUACGCUACAAAGAAAAAGGCUUACUGGAUAAUGCUGCGAGGAGGAGACUUUGCAGCAUUAUUAUAAAUGAUGAAUUAAAAGAUGAUCCUCAAAAAACCAUCACCAGCUCAAGAUUAUAUCAGUUGGCGUUUGAAAUUACUCAAAUCUUCAAAAAGGAAAGUUCCUCCGUGUAUUUUAUUCCGUUUGCUAGUUUUAGCCCACAACAAAAAAUAUCAGCUAAAGGAAAAUUGCUUGAUUGCUACCGACAACGCAGGAGGGAGUAUAUAAAAUCGGGUAUUAUAAAAGGCAGAGAAAAACGCUGUGGUUCUACUUCGUCAUCCUAUAGUGAGCCAGAAUCGCCACGAGCUAGCAGUAGCACUCAAGCUGCUGUCAUGCAACUGCAAGAUCACUUGGAAUCUGAUAUAAAUGAAAAACUGUUAUGGCUGAAAAACUGUUGCGAUCCCUGGGAAACUGUCGAAGACUACUGGACCAUCACUGCCAAAACACGUUUGACCCGUUUACAGUCUACUGAAUAUACGAUUCAACAAUAUUUUUCGGAGUUUAAACCACUUAACCAGCCAGGAGGUAUAUUCUUGCUUUUAAAAGAUUACGCACAUCUGUACCCUGGUAAUAACCAAACACUAUCAGGAAAUUGGCUUUUAAUGAGACCAAAAUUAAUCAAGUUAGCCAAAAACCGCUCUGACGCGUUUUUGAAAGACAUGUUAGCAGAUAUUGAUCAUGAACAGCGUGAAGAAGUCAUGGACCUGGCAGCAUUGAUGGCGAUCCCGUUUCUGAUGACUACUUCGAACGUAGGCAAGAGUAAGAAUAAAACCAAGCCAAAACGUCUUUGGCGGCCGUCUAAGCAGGAGGUGUUGGAGGGAUUUAUCAUCCAUGUGAAAUGUGCGGCGCACAUAGAAGACACCAUCGCACGUAGAGCGGAAAAACUGCGCGAAAUGGAAUUAACGUUACAGCCGUCUAUAGUAAUUGUAGGACCUUCUAUCAAGGAAAUAUCAGGCAGGUACAUAAUUGUAAAUAAUGUUCGUUACGAAGUGACAUCGAUCAUAAAUGCAGUUGAUGCGUGUUUUAAAAUAAUAUUUGUUCUUAACGCACAAUAUCCUGCGGAGUCUAAUAACGUUUGGCAAUUUAUCCAAACCGCACUUUACCAAAUAAAAACAAAAUAUGACAAAAUUUACACGACAGUGAACACACUUAUGACAGAUUUAAAUAUUCAACAAGGAGAGUGAGUUAAACUAAUUGAUUUGUUACCUUUGUACCCAAUAAUUAGAUUACCUAGGUCCUGAAAAAAUGCCUAAGUGUUUUUUAUGCUUCAAGAUUUGUGAUUGUAUAAAAGAAUUAUUUAAACAUUUUUCCUUAAUGCAUGGAACACAUAAUUUUUCAUUAUAUCCUUGUGUAGAAGAUGGCUGUAAUCGAACUUUUCACUUAAAAAAUACUUAUAAGAAACAUAUAACACGCGAUCAUAUUAAUAUGCAGAGUGAUACUUGUAAUGCUUCUACUGACCAAAUAUCAAAUAUUGUUAUCCCUUGCUCGUCAGAAAGACAUCGGCCUUCUAAUAUUGCAAAUCCACAUCCAUCCAAUUCAAAUAAUUAUACAUUGCCAAUGUUUUUAUCAUCGCUGUAUGCAAACCCAUUAAUACCUAAAAUGGCAGUUCAAGAUGUAGUAGAUGGAAUGAACAUGUACUUAUGCGAUACUUUAUCCAGUAAUUUAGAAAAUAUUUUUAGAGAAGUAACAACAUCCCCAGAACAAGAUAAAAAAAUUAUGUCUUUGAAACAGAAGGUUUUGUCUGCUGUUCAAUCUCCUAUUAAGUCACUCGAUACUGAAUAUAAACGUCUGGAAUAUUUAAAAGGAGAAGGAACUUACAUACCCCGAAAGAAAUAGUUAUCGGGCAAACAAUGUGUAGUGUUAAAAAGCGUGGUGUAGUAACAUAUGCCCCAAUGGAAUGUAAAGAGCAAUUGAUUCCUCUUAGACUUGUUUUGCAAAAAUAUUUUUCACUCGACAAUGUUAUGGCAGAAACUCUCGAUUACGUUAACAAUUUAUUACUAGACAAUAGCCUUAUUAGAAACAUUAUACAGGGGAGCUCUUGGGCAAAAGUUAAAGCGAAAUACAAGGAUAGGUUAGUAUUUCCAUUGUUCCUAUUUUUUGAUGAUUACGAAAGCGGGAAUGUUCUUGGUAGUCAUUCGGGUAUCCAUAAAUUAGGAGCUGUGUAUGUAUCUGUUGGUUGUAUUCCUCCAUAUCGCGCUUCUACUUUAACAAAUAUCUUUCUAGCUCUUUUAUUUCAUUCAUCUGAUAGAACAACCUUUGGAAACAAUGUAAUAUUUCAUCCAUUAAUAGAAGAACUAAAUUUUUUAUCUGAACUCGGAGUUGAUAUAGAUGUACCGUGUUUUCAUGGUAAGCUUUACUUUUCUUUAGCUCUAAUAAUUGGCGACAACCUGGGGAUUCAUUCCAUCCUAGGAUUUAAUGAAACAUUUUCAUCUAAUCACCCUUGUCGAAUUUGUAAUGUCUCCAAAGAGGAAUUGAAAACACAAUGUUUCGAAAAUGAACAAAUAUUGCGAAAUGCUGAAAACUACAACGAACAAUUGCUAAAAAAAUGCCCUGCUAGCACAGGCCUGAAAGAAAAGUGUGUUUGGUUGACCGUAAAUGAUUUUAGUUUGUUUGAUAACGUAGGUGUAGAUAUCAUGCAUGAUAUUCUGGAAGGUGUAGCUAAAUAUGUUAUGUCUUUUCUCUUGAUAAAAUAUAUCCGUGACUUAAAGUAUUUCUCAUUACAUGUUUUAAAUUCUAGAAUUAAUCAUUUUGAUUAUGGUCCUGAUGCUGGAAGCAAACCCUGUCUUUUGACUAUGGAACAUAUUUUGAAGGGCAAUAUUAGACUCUCGGCUUCCGAAAUGUUAACUUUUCUUCGAUAUUUCGGUCUACUAAUAGGAGAUUUUGUUCCUACUGAUGACUGUUAUUGGAUAAUAUAUAUUACUUUGAGGAAAAUACUAGAUUUGAUAAUGUCUUAUAAGAUUGAUAAAGGUACUUGUGACCUGUUAAAGGUUUUGAUUUCUGAACUAAAUGAAAUUUAUAUAUCAUUAUCUGGGGAAAAACUUAAACCUAAAUUUCAUUUUAUGGUUCACUAUCCAUCAAUGUUGUUAAAAUUUGGACCACUAGUAAAUUUUUGGAGCAUGCGGUAUGAGGCUAAACAUAGGGUAUCUAAAAUUGCUGCACGUGCGUCUUUUAACCGUCGUAAUAUAACAUUAACACUGGCCAAUAAACAUCAAUUACAAUUGAAUAAUAUGUUUUUAAAAGGGACUUUAGAUGCGCUUUUCUCUGUAGGUCCGUCUAAACAAAUAACGGUACAAAAACGCAAAGAAGUAAUACUUCAAUUACAUUUCAAUGAGAAUAUUUCUCUCAGUUCUGUAAAGUGGGUGAAAGUUAAAGGCACACAUUACACGCCCGGAGCAAUUCUCGUUCAAAAUGUAGGAGAUCUAGGUGAUUUUACAUUUGCGAUGAUCAAAAAUAUUUUUAUUUAUAACAAUGAUCGCGUCAUCUUUGAAUGUGUACUUGUAACAACAAUUGAUUUUGAUUUUCACUUGCAUUGCUUCGAAGUGGAAAUUCCAGAAACUGAAUCAAAUAUAUUUGUGUUCCAGGAUUCAUUGUUAUCUUAUAUUCCAAAUCAUAUUAAUUUAGCUUCAAAUGGUAAAAGAUAUGUUACACAAAGAGGGCAUUUGUAAUAAUAAUUGUAACUUGGGAUGGCUACCACGAAUACCCCCGCCCCUUAUUAAAUAUAA